AUGGAAUACUUCUCUCUCUCCCUCCUCUUCCCCAUAGCCUACUUAGGCAUCCUGAUCGGCAGCAUGGCCACUUUCUCCCACCUAUACCGACAACGGCAAGUCAAUUCUAAACUACGGCUGGCUCCCUACUUUGGCCCACACACCUCACGCAACAUUUACCUCUCCCUCCUACACCAGCAAGACAACCCAGACACAAAAGUUCCCGACACCAUCCUGCGCGCCGCUCUUUUCGCCCGCGCCCUUGAAGACGUCCAACGCAUGAUGGAAGUGCGCACGCGGAAACCCGCACUAGCCACUCUCCUGCAGCGCGGCGUUGUGGGCGACGAGAUCUUCCAACGCCUCACCCGUGCCGAGCAGGAACUACAGAUCGAAUUAAAGGAUGUCAUUUCGGAGGCCAACGCUCUGGCGCCAGGCUGGGGUCAAACCAUUUUCCAGAGCGCCAGUGAAAUGGUACAGAAUAAGCUGCUGAGGGAAAGGAUCGACAAGGUCAAGGUGAAGUUGGUGCCGGAGAAGGAGGCUUGGGAGGACCAGCGUGAACGGUCCAGGAGGGAGUUAGAGGGUGAAAUCAGUCCUGCCCCUACAGCGCCUGCUGUUGCGGCUGCCUCCGUCGCCGCCGCUGCUCUACCUAAGACGUCGAAAGCAGUCAGCAGUGAUGAAGACGGCGUGAUUGUCGAGCCACCCGCCGCGGACGCAACCAGUACUCCUGCUAGUGGAGGCGGCGGUAGUAGCAGGAACAAGAAGAAAAAGGGCAAGAAGUAG
Molecule: messenger RNA, 759 nt
Organism: Exophiala aquamarina CBS 119918
Lineage: Eukaryota; Fungi; Ascomycota; Eurotiomycetes; Chaetothyriales; Herpotrichiellaceae
Exons: 1
Coding region: 1-759 (252 amino acids)
Biological process (GO): post-translational protein targeting to membrane, translocation
Cellular component (GO): Sec62/Sec63 complex
Source: RefSeq, a predicted model, not a curated record